AUGAUAAACCAUUAUAGAGACGUCAGCGGAUCACACAACGUGUUGGACGUUCUCCUGAAGCGAAUGGAGCAAAACGCCAACAAUUUGGAAGGUCUUGUCGAGGAGAAGACACAAGCGCUCCAAGAGGAAAAGAAACGACCUGAGGAGCUCCUCUAUCAAGUAUUGCCAAAGAGCGUUGCAAUUCAAGCUCCGAUAGGGAAUUCCUUAAACCGGAAUCCCUUUGACAGUGUUACGAUAUAUUUCUCGGAUAUCGUCGGCUUUACGUCAAUUUCAGCAAUGAGCACUCCAUUUCAGGUAAGCGUCCUUUACAAUGAUAUGGGUUUCUUGAAUGACCUUUACACAUGUUUUGACAGUAUCAUCGAACAUUAUGAUGUUUACAAGGUGGAAACUAUCGGCGACGCCUAUAUGGUCGUUUCCGGGCUUCCCGAAAGAAACGGCAUUGAUCACGUGCGGCAGAUUGCCCGGAUGUCACUGACAAUACUGAGUAACGUGCGGCAGUUCGUGAUACGACACAUGCCAGAAACCCCGCUUAAGGCUCGGAUAGGACUUCAUUCUGGCCCAGUGUGCGCGGGAGUAGUUGGUCGUAAGAUGCCCCGCUACUGUCUCUUCGGGGAUACGGUCAACACCGCCAGUCGAAUGGAGUCUAACGGAGAAGCAAUGAAGAUACAUAUCAGCGACGAAACUCAGCAGCUGCUAAAGACGUUUAAUACGUUCGUACUCGAAGAACGGGGAACUAUUGAGGUUAAGGGAAAGGGUUCCAUGACGACGUACUGGUUGGUCGACGAGAUUACAUCACACAACGAUUGAUUUGCUCUUCGAAUGUCAUUUUCAUUACGGUGAAGCGAUACGUUCAGAUGCCUUUAGUGAUGACGAAAUUUAAUCAUGCCAUCUGCAAUACUUUGCGACCAUUUCACUAUUUGUUUUGUAUGUUGUUUUGGUUUAUUUAGAAUUUAAAUGUUCGUUGUUUUUUAUAUGCGGUUAUUUAUAUUAUACAAUAGGUAGACAUGCGUCCAUGGAGGUUGACUUUGUUUAAGUUGGUAUCAAUUACUGAGCAAACGUCGUCCAAUUCGAUUUUCACAAAACGAGGACGAACCUGUUCAAUUUGCCUUUUAAUCUUUUAUUGCUUAUUACUUUAACUGAAAACAGUGUUUGUGCUUCCCUCUGUUAUUUUUUCAAUAUCGUUCACAUAGGAAAAAUAGUAAGUGAAAGUAAUAUAAUUCUUACUUAUGAAACCUUGAGAAAGUUGAUGUUUAUAUAUAAUUUUCUCUCAAGGCACACAUUAUUUGUGAACUUGUACAGUAACAUCAGGCAAAAAUCACGAAUCUUGAUUUUAACGAGCUGUUAAAACUAUAACUAUUUAUUUAUGACAAACUAUUUGAUUUGUCUAACGUGACCUUUUAAGUAUAUUAUCAUAUGGGACUAACUUUCAUAAAACAAUCAAAGCUCAUACAUAUUGUCUUUUACAAAAUACAUAUAGUAUGUAAGUUUGGUAUGUCUACCAAACUUCAAAUAACUUAAAUGGGCUGUAUAUUAAGGUCAAUGGUUUAGGUUUUUCACACCGACUACGAGAAUGGUUACACAACUAUAAGAACAUGACAACAGACCGACAUUGUUUUUGUUGUU
Dreissena polymorpha is the source of this 1623-nucleotide messenger RNA. RefSeq names its product atrial natriuretic peptide receptor 1-like. Lineage: Eukaryota; Metazoa; Mollusca; Bivalvia; Myida; Dreissenidae. The record is from RefSeq and is a predicted model, not a curated record. Gene Ontology annotation, molecular function: peptide receptor activity; guanylate cyclase activity. Gene Ontology annotation, biological process: receptor guanylyl cyclase signaling pathway; cGMP biosynthetic process; intracellular signal transduction.